CGCAGACGCGUUUCACCUCGUAGCCUACCACCCCUCCUUCUCCUUGUCUCCCGCUCACCUCGAUGCUCUUGCAAUUGCAAUGGAGAAUCCAGUCGUAGCAGCUGCCAGUCUGGCCAGCGUGGCAAGCGCUGCGGCUCUGGCUUCCUCUUCGGCCACUCCCUCUACGGCUCACCAUCCUCCUCCUUCUCCUCGGGAUCGGAGCAUCACUCCACUCCUGACCCUCAUCGAUGGCUUCACCUCCAUCUUCAUCGCCCUCUUCGGUCUCGCCCGUUCCCUCCUCUCCUUUGCGACCGUCACCAUCCCCCAUGCCGGCUUCACCAUCCUGCACUACUCCCUCACGCUCCAGCUCAACUUCCUCUCCCUCUUAGUCCUCUUCCUCGCAGCGGUACUAGCGGUACUCCUCUGGCUGCGCUACCGCCAUCGUAGUUACGAGCGUCUCAAGGAAGUACCCCUCAAGACGGACGAUGGUUUCAAUCUCCAUCCGGAACUCAAUGCCGGCACACCAGACACGAAGUCUAGCACUUUCCACUCCUACCUCGACGAGUUCCUCCAAGCAAUCAGGGUGUUUGGAUUCCUUGAGAAGCCUGUAUUCCAUGAUCUUGCAAGACACCUACAGACGAGGCGAUUACUUGCCGGAGACUCCCUCUCCCUAGACUCGGACUUUAGCUUCUACAUUGUCAUUGAUGGGAAAGUGCAGGUGUUUGCACCUCUACCACCAGAGUCGGCUGCGAAGGAGUCUGGGUUCGAUGAUGAGGAGAACACGGGAUACCAGUUGUUGAACGAGGUGGAGAAUGGAGGGACGCUCAGUAGUCUCUUCACCAUCCUGUCCCUCUUCACCGAAGAUGUGCAGCUGGGAUACCGAGAGGAAGGUCUACCUGGAGAGGCACCUCCACCACCUCAGCCAAUGUCAGCUUCUGCUGAAGGACUACGUCGUCGAGCGAGCCUCCUUCGACCAGGCUCGGAGCAGCUACAACUCAAUGCUGCUGCUCUCCGCAAUAUCCCGAAUGCUGGGGACCAUUCACUUGAUCAGAUCAAUGGCCUUCGGAGGAUAAGCGACCUACAACCCCCGCCGAGCGUUGGUGAAUCAGACUUCCCACUGCAAUCAGGACCGGAUAGUCGUCCCUCUCCGCCCUUUCCAGCUGACUCUUCACCCCGAGUCACGGGUAGAGGUAGUGGUAGCAGUGAGCGCGGGUUGAGUCCAGUACCUCAAGAGCUCCUUCCACCAGCUCAAGCUGCAGUCCCCUUCAAUAGCUUUCCCACCUCGCCCAAUCGCACUCGAAGUGCCAGCGCUAGAGGUCAAGGACGAAUGGAGUCGCCCGUCUUCUCUGCAUAUCGCAAGGCAGGAUCUAAUGGACGACCGCACACGCCGGGCUCAGUCUUGAGCGGCUACAGUAUGCAGACCAAUAGAGGGAUAUCUAUGGCUCCGCCGCCGCUCUCGAGUAUGGGCACAGCUACGGGCCGUCCAAGCGAUACGCUCCACUUUGAAGGAGCUGGAACAGUGGGAAGAGCCGUAGUGGACACGACCCUCGCCGUCAUCCCGGCCGAGGCCUUCAAACGACUCACGAAGAAAUACCCCAAUUCGGCCGCUCACAUCGUCCAGGUCAUCCUCACCCGUCUGUCCCGCGUCACGUUUCACACUGCUCACAAGUAUCUUGGGUUGACAAAGGAGAUUAUGCGCACGGAAAAGAGGAUCAAUGAAGUCGCUUCGUUUCCGCUGCCGUCCAUCUUCUAUGAGCAGGGAGGAAUGGAGAAGCUCAGGCAGCGCUUCCUUCCUGAGCCAGUCAAGCAGGGGAGUACUGGGAGUACUGCUGCCGCUGCCGCUGCUGCUGCUGCUGCGAAGCGAGGCUCUGAAGACGACUACUUUCGACAUGGUGCGGUAACUGCUACUCAGAAAUCGGGCUCGGGCAAGGGCAAUGUACCCUCCACUCCCUGGGGGCAUCCCGACCCGCCACUCCGUACGCCCUUUCCUCGCACCAGCGUCGGCCCUGGUGAUUUGCUCAGCAUGACUGGUGAUCACGACAUGGGCCGAUCCGGAAGUCCUCACUCCGUCGGUGCCUCGAUAAGCACGAUGCGAAGUCCACCGAACAAGCAUAGCUCGAUUGCAGGAGCAGGAGGACGGUCCAUGGGCGCUGGCAGUCCAGAUACCCUGAUGAAUGCCUCUGAUGACGGCAGACCCUCUCUUGGUCAGCGCAUUGGCUCGACGCUGGGCUCGAUUCCGAACUUUGACCUCAAGGACGAGAUACUCGAUUGUAUCUCCAAGGCUAUCGGUAUUCAGGCUUCGCAGCCGCCAAGCCCUCACUUUGGAGGAGGAUACGAGCCCAGUCCAUUCAUUCAUCCUCAAGACGCCUCGCUCCACCGGAACAGCGUCUUUAAUUCCGCCUUUGGCAGUCUCUCCAUGCUCGACGGGAUGAUGUACGAAGAUGAGACAAGCAGCAUCACCGGAGCGAGCAGCUUUGCUGGGGUUCAUCAUGCUGAGCUGGAAAAUGAAGUCGAAGUGAGAUUCUUCCCAAAGGGAAGUCUUCUCGCCAAAGCGGGCGAGAGCCAUGCGGGUCUCUUCUACGUCAUUGAUGGCUUCCUCGACGUGAUUGUACCGCCGGAAGUCAAGGCUGAAUUUGAGGUGCUCCCCACCGAGCAAUCUUCGAAGAGCUCGGCGGCUACGAAGAAGAGGGCUGAGCAGGCGCGUGGACCUGCUACGACGAUGGCCAAGCUCAAUAGAGAAAUGGGAGGUGCGGAAGGCGGCGUUGGAGGCACGGGGAGGUCCGGCAGUGGUAGUGGGACUAGUAGCAAGCGAGGUAGUCGAGCCAACUCUAUCAGCUCUACCACUCCUCGCAAGUCGACGGCUGUCCCCACUCAUUCGGCCAUUGGCAACUCCCUAGAUGGCAGUCAUCACAAUGCCGGAUCGCGCUCAAGAGAACCUGCUGAGCCACUGAGGUCUGGCGCAAUGGGUAGCAAGAGCAUGGGACCGCUGCCGGAAGACGCCUCGAAGAAACCCAAGCGGGAUGUCCCACCUUCGCAGCAGCGACCCAUCUACAGCGUUGGUCGAGGCGGAGUGGCUGGGUACCUCUCUUCUCUACUCGCCACGGCAAGCUACGUCGAUAUCCGAGCCAAGACGGACGUCUAUGUUGGGUACCUCCCCGCGAAGGCUCUCGAGCGGAUCAUGGAGCAGAAACCCAUUGUCCUCUUGACGUUGAGCAAGCGUUUGCUCAGCCUCUUGUCCCCACUCAUCAUUCACAUCGACUCGGCUCUGGAUUGGCAGCAGGUCAGUGCUGGUCAGGUCAUCUUUAGAGAAGGAGACCCUUCGGAUAGCUUUUACAUUGUCAUCAAUGGUCGUCUGAGAGCCAUUAGCGACCGAGAUGGCUCUGUUGAUGUGCUCAGCGAGUAUGGUCAGGGAGACAGUGUUGGUGAGCUCGACGUCAUCACAUCGUCUCCACGGAGAAAGACUCUGCAUGCCAUUCGUGAUAGCGAGCUGGCUCGUAUGCCCAUGACCCUCUUCAAUGCCGUCGCUGUGCGACAUCCACAAAUCACCAUUCAAAUCUCUCGCAUCAUUGCUCGCAGAGUCACGCAGGAGAUGAAGGAUCGACAAGCCACUGCUCAUGUUCUCCGUCAUCAAGUUCCUGGUCUGCCGGAUCUGGGAAGGAAUAAUGCCAAUCUGCGCACGGUAGCCAUUGUGCCCGUUACGCGGGAGGUGCCGAUUACAGAGUUUGCCAACAAGGUGCAGAGUGCAUUCGAGGACACAAUUGGUGGGCCUACUUCGUUCCUCAAUCAGAGCAGCGUCAUGAGCGUGCUGGGAAGGCAUGCUUUCAAUCGAAUGGGCAAGCUGAAGCUCGCUAGCUGGCUGUCUGAACAGGAGCAGAAACAUCGCUUGGUCCUCUACGUCGUCGAUACCGCCGUCAGCUCUCCUUGGGCACAGACGUCCAUUCGACAGGCAGAUACGGUCCUCCUCGUUGGCUUCGGAGACGAUCCAGCUGUGGGAGAGUACGAACGGCUGCUGGUCAGCGUCAAGACUACCGCUCGUAAAGAGCUCGUGCUCCUCCAUCCUGAACGCAGUGUUCCUCCUGGAUCAACACGCGCCUGGCUAGAGCCCCGACCAUGGAUCAAUGCUCAUCACCAUGUUGAGAUGCCUGGGAUCACCCGUUCUCGCGCUGCACCCAUGACGACGGACCCGACGGCUGUCAAGGCCUUGCGCAACCUCAAGGAGCGACUCGAAAGUGGACUACAGCGCUACCGCGUCAAGGGCAGUGCGGCGAAUGUCGGCGGUAGAGCACACCACUACAGUGAUUUUGCUCGACUUGCAAGGCGAUUGUGCGGUAAGAGUAUUGGGUUGGUCCUAGGUGGAGGAGGCGCUCGUGGCUGUGCCCACGUCGGUGUAGUGCAGGCGCUAGAGGAGCGAGGGAUCCCUAUCGACAUGAUUGGCGGUACCAGCAUUGGUAGUCUCAUUGGAGGCCUCUAUGCAAAGGAAGGCGAAGUCGUCUCUUCGUACGGACGAGUAAAGAAGUUCAGCGGUCGUAUGGCAAGCCUGUGGAGAAUGGCUACAGACGUGACGUACCCUCUCGUUUCUUGGACUACGGGUCACGAAUUUAACCGAGGUAUCUUCAAGGCUCUUUCCAAUACACACAUUGAGGACAUGUGGCUGCCCUUCUUUUGCAACACUACCAAUAUCACCUGGUCACGCAUGGAGGUACACACGAGCGGUUAUGCCUGGCGAUACAUCCGUGCUUCUAUGACUCUCGCUGGCCUCAUCCCUCCACUAGUCGAUGACGGACAGAUGCUCGUUGAUGGAGGGUACGUGGACAAUCUCCCCGUCUCGGUCAUGGUAGCCAUGGGUGCCCAGAGCAUAUUCGCCGUCGACGUAGGCAGUAUAGACGACACCUCUCCACGCAGCUACGGCGAUACUCUUUCUGGUUGGUGGGUCUUGAUCAACAAGUGGAACCCCUGGAGCGACGCACGAAAUAUACCCAGCAUCCCCGAUAUUCAGGGAAGACUCACCUACGUCUCCUCUGUCAAGACACUCGAGGAGGCCAAGCGCAUACCUGGCUGUCGCUACAUGCGCAUGCCCGUAGAAGGGUUUGGCACGCUGGAAUUUGGGAAGUUUGAAGAGAUUUCAAGAAUUGGAUAUGCGGCCGCUUCGAAGAUGUUGGCGGAUUGGGCUGAAGAGGGGUUAUUGCCUACGGGUAAUGAAGGGGAUGCGGAAGAGGUUAUGGAGAGGAGGAGGAGAAAAGGAGGGAUUAGCGCUAGGCGGAAUAGCGUUUGAGGUGAGAGGUGGGACGAAGGUCUCGUGGGAAGUGAAAGAGCAGACCGCUCGUCGAAUGUAUAGUACACGGAGCACUUCACUGCUACCGAUGCUGCCAUCUACAGUGUGUACGUCGUGCACAUGUGGCACAUUCAGUGCGUACUGUACGAAGCGAGGGGACGAGACAACCAUUACAUCUCUUUCUUCUCGGCUUCUCCCAGUGCCAUCAGAGCGCGAAGCUCUUCAAUGCUACAUUCCCACAGGCUGUCCUCGGGAUGCGGUGGUGUCAGACCCAACUUUUCCAGAUUUGCCUUGUUCUCAUGCAGGAGAGCAGGCUGUCGCUUCAUGCGCUCGAUUUCGCGGCGGAAUGCACUGGGG
This is a messenger RNA of Microstroma glucosiphilum, 5608 nucleotides long. RefSeq lists its product as hypothetical. Gene Ontology annotation, biological process: phosphatidylcholine metabolic process. Bases 80 to 5251 code for a protein of 1723 amino acids. Gene Ontology annotation, cellular component: endoplasmic reticulum. The transcript has a single exon. The record is from RefSeq and is a predicted model, not a curated record. Gene Ontology annotation, molecular function: phosphatidylcholine lysophospholipase A1 activity. Lineage: Eukaryota; Fungi; Basidiomycota; Exobasidiomycetes; Microstromatales; Microstromataceae.